Molecule: messenger RNA, 2560 nt
Organism: Epinephelus moara (kelp grouper)
Lineage: Eukaryota; Metazoa; Chordata; Actinopteri; Perciformes; Serranidae
Exons: 3
Coding region: 146-1171 (341 amino acids)
Source: RefSeq, a predicted model, not a curated record
GGGAAACAUAGAGAGUGGUAUUAAGAACGAGAUGUGAGAAAGAUAUUAGUCCAGAUUGGAUGAGACCUAGGAUCAACACAGCUCUGCAGAGUUUUUUAUGCUCACCAGACCUGACAAACACUGAGGUCCCACCCCUUCACGCAAGAUGAAAAAAAUUUCUGUUGCUAUUAAUAGCACUUCAAGCCCAGCCCGUGUCAAUGGUAGCUAUGCUAAGUGUGGCCAGAUGAGUAAAAGAGAGUCUGAAGCUAAUCAUGUGAGAGUACAGAAUAGAAAUUGCAAGAACAGACAAGGACCAGGACAUGUCACAACACACAGCCAGGAGCCCAGGGAGCGCCCUUUCUCAGCAGUCAUCACCUCUAAUGGAGCCACACAUUCUCAUCAGCGACGGUGGUCAGGAGAAUUCUGCAAGAGUGUGACCUCGCCCGUCAUUACUGUGAAGAAGAACAAGAAGGAACCACAGCCUCCUCAGCGUGAAGUAUCCCUCCUCCGACCUCACGCAGCGUCCCAUCAUUCAUGCAAACGCUACUCCUGCCCCCCCAUUGGGGCCUUUAGCUCAGCAUCCUCUUCUUCAGCCUCAUCAUCCACUUCUUCCUGCUCCUCUCCUCCUCCUGUGCAGACAUCUGUCAUCACCGGCCCCGACCCUCUAGGCUGGAAGUUGCGUACAAAGUCCAGCUCCACCUCCCGCCAGGCUCGCACAAACAGGCUGUCUCUGCAGAUUCCCCUCCCUGUCAUCUCUCCUGAACCCAAAUCUAAUUCUGCACCUAACUCUCAAUCAGACACCCCUAACCCAGGUCUCUCUCCUGAAACCAAACCACCUCCCAAACCAUCCCGUCGCCGCCACUCUGACUCCUCAGCCUUCCUCAGAUCCCUGCCAACCCCUCAACCUGCUUUGACAGUUGAGGAGCUCUGCGCUGUGAAUCUCCGCCCGCUCACCCUUUUGGAUGAGUCUGACGAUGUCUUCAGUGAAGAGGAGGUGAACGUGGUGACGAAGCCACGCAAAAUACCACCGCCUGUUCCAGAAAAAACUUUCAUGGCAAGACAGAUAGCACAACUGAUGGCUCAUUCACGCCAAGGCUGUAAGCCUGUGGCAGCUAAUAAGGAAAUCAUUUACAGCACUGUCAUAAAGCCAAAGCCCAAACAUUCACACAAGACUGAGACCACUGCAGCCUGAAUGCCAGAACAACUGGGCUGUGUGUGGGUACCAGCUGCGACAGGGAGAGGUCCACUCUGCACUUCCCUGGCUGAGGACACUGAGGGGAAAACUGAGACUCCUUUGACCUCCAAAGCCACCACUACCAGGAACAGUUUUACAGAUUACAGUACAGUCUCCAGUAUGUCCUGGGGAUGGGGCAUCAUGGUAUUUUUGCCUCAUUUGAAAUGUUGUACUCAAAGGUCUUAUUUCUGGAGUGUAAAACACACUUUUCUCACCGCCCUGCAACACAAAUGACUGUUAUUACUUCAGCAUAGCCUGAUAUUUCACCUCUCUGCCAUACAUUGCUGUUGUAACUCAGCUGUAGAUAUUUGGCAAACUUGUCGCUGUUGGAGAAAUAUAACUUUUAAAUGAGUCUUUGUGUGAGUUCAGGCAAAUGUUACUUUAGAGCAUGUGGUGUGGCUUGUGGAGAGAGGAACAAACCCCGCAGAUGAUGCAGUUCCUACUGGUUUCUAAUAGAGAUGAUAAAUCACUAAAUUUCCCUUUAAGGUAUUGUUGUGUAUUUUCUUGUACAGUGUAUGAAAUGUGCCUGAUGUUCUCUGUUGAAAGAAGGUUACUUAAAAUAUUCUUUAGAGGUGAUUUUCUUUAUAGUGCAAUUCAAUGUAUACUCAGCCUCCAGGAAUAAAAAAUGAAGCUAAUGCAGAAGUGCCAAAAACUGCAGUUCCUCAAAUGGCCACUUGAGGCUGGCUCAGAGAACAAGUCAGUCCCCAUAGACCCCCAUGUUAAAAUGCCUAACUUGACAGCUGGAAUACACGUUUACGCCCUGGAACAAAAAACAUUUUGGUACCUAUAGCUAAUUUCUACAUUCAUGACAACUGUGAAGGGGGGGAAAUUUUUAUAUAACUCACCUGUUUACAUGUUAUUAAAACCCAAAGUUACACAUAUUUAAGGGCGUGGUCACUUGAGUGACAGGCUUUCUGCGAGGCGUUGCACCAGUCUAUGAGUCAGCUUUAAUCUUUUGUCCAAAUAUGCUCAGUGAUGGCACUAAAAAACCAAGAUGUCUACAGUCAAAAUGCCAAAAUCCAGGCUUCAAAUUGUGAGUCCACAAACCAGUGGCUGACAUCACAGUGACUAUGUUAUUUGUACAGUCUACAACGAUAACUUACGACAAGGUUUGCUUACAGUUUGUGUGAUAUCUUAUCUCAACAAAAUAUUUGUAUGUGUGGCAUCUACGGGGCAUCUAUAGGGCUAUGUAAAAUUACAUGGUGACGUGACAUUAUAUAUGUAUGUAGCUUAAAAUAACGUUGACUUAUGAUACUGUAUAUAGUGCAUUACUUUUUGUAUGUAUAGGCACCACCAACAGUAAAUGAGGACAGCCCAUUAAAUUAAAACAUUUUAACUUAAAGGAAA